Acanthosepion pharaonis is the source of this 726-nucleotide messenger RNA. Lineage: Eukaryota; Metazoa; Mollusca; Cephalopoda; Sepiida; Sepiidae. The record is from the annotation of a GenBank genome assembly.
AUGAAGUAUCACUGCCUGACCCCAGUCUCUUCCAAAGGAACACAAGAGUCAAAUACGAAUGGUUGGAAAAAGUUCAAAGGUACCACCGAUGUAGAUGAUGAAUCCAAUAUAACAUGGUCAGCUCAUCAUGCGAGCCAGAAACAGACUAGCGAAUGUGAAACCAGCAUCACUUCCUUGCUACUUCUUCUCCGAGAUCAAGCUCACAGUGUUGCCACAAUAAAGCAUGCCAUGAAGAAAGUAAGGGAAGCUGUAGCAUUUCUUAACCCAGGGCAAACUCCCAUCCUGGCAGCUGAUCAACCACUCUAUGCCAUGGCAAAAGAAAUACAGUGGUACUGGCCAGAGGAAUAUGGAGAAGACAAGUUUGUGAUCAUGUUUAGUGGGCUGCACAUUGAGAUGACAGCACUGAAGUCUAUUGGGUCGAUGCUAGCAGAUAGUGGAUGGACAAGUGCACUUGUUGAAGCUGAUGUAGCCUCUUCCAGAACUGCAGAUUCAUUCCUGUUGGCAACCAAUGUCACUAAAACACAUCAAGCACAUCAGGUCACAGCAUGCAGUUUGUUUCAGCUCCUGAAGAAAGUCUACAGUUCGUACCUUGCCGAACAUUCUGAUGGCGAUGAGGAGGCCUCCAGCUUUGUGGAAUGGUGUGAUAGUCGAAAGAAGGAGAGUCCACAGUUCGCAUUUUGGUUCUCUAUCCUGAACAUGGAAUUGACAAUCUUAACACUGGUGUGA